CUUGAUUAUAUGCCCUUAAUUCAACAAAAUCUACAAUGAACCUUAAGCAUGUGUUAAGGGCCGAUAUUAAAUAAAAGAAAAGAAAUUAAGGGUCAAUAUAUCUACAGUUACCAAAUUAAAAAGAAAAAUUAUACAUAAAAAGUCAUUAUCUCCACAAAAAUAUAACCUUCUCCUCCUUCAUUAGCACUCUCUCCCCGCCGCAAACGCCGUAACGGGGAUGCUCUCACCAUAACGCCGUUUGAAUCUUCCCCCGUUUUGCGCACGUGCCAAUAAUCCAAAACUUAAAAUCCCGUUCUCGAUGUCUUUAGAACCGUUGGCGCUGGGAGUGAACGUCGCUGACGGUGACGGUAACGUUAACGGCGAUGCCGAGAAUAAUAAUAACAACAAUAAUCCCACCCCGGAAGGCGGAGAUGACGGCGUCAAGACGGCGAGACUGCCACGCUGGACACGUCAGGAGAUCCUGGUGCUGAUCCAAGGGAAGAGAGUGGCGGAGAACAGAGUCCGGCGAGGGAGAGCGGCGGGCAUGGCGCUCGGGUCGGGUCAGAUGGAGCCGAAGUGGGCUUCGGUGUCUUCCUACUGCAGGCGUCACGGAGUGAACCGGGGGCCGGUUCAGUGCCGGAAGAGGUGGAGUAACCUCGCCGGAGAUUUCAAGAAGAUUAAGGAGUGGGAGUGUGGGGUUAAGGAGGAGGCUGAGUCUUAUUGGGUGAUGAGGAACGAUGUUCGUAGAGAGAGGAAGCUUCCUGGUUUUUUCGAUAGAGAGGUUUAUGAUAUUGUCGACGGUGGGGUUGUUCCUCCGGUGAAUCCGGGGCUUGCUCUUGGUUUGGCUCCGGCGUCGACGGAGGUGGAGGAGCCGGGGAGGAGUUUGGAGAAGUUGAGUUCGGCUAAGUCACUUCAGGAUGUUAUAGACAAGGAGAAGCAAGCAGCUAGUGAAGCAGCAGAUCAAGGUGGACUGAAAGAGAGACAUCAAGAAGCAGCAAAUCCAGAAGCUGGAUCAACAUCACAAGAAGAGAGAAAGCGUAAACGGACAUCUGAUGGUGAAGAAGAAGGAGGAGGAGAAGCCACAAAGAGCAGGCAGGACCAAUUGAUAGAGAUACUAGAAAGAAACGGGCAGUUACUGGCUGCGCAGCUUGAAGUUCAGAAUACGAACUUAAAGCUAGAUAGAGAGCAGAGAAAAGAUCAUGGUGAUAACUUAGUAGCUGUUCUCAACAAGCUCGCUGAUGCUGUGGCCAAAAUCGCAGAUAAGUUGUAGAUAUUGGUAGUAAUACAUCUAUUUAUGUAUAUUCUAUCGAGUAUUGGUUCAACAUUGUUUCUCAUUAUUCUUCUUCUAUUCUUAUUUACCACCAUUGUUGAUUGAAUAUCGAUGCCACCUCAAGAGGCUCUGUGGACAUGUUAUAUCAACAAUUAAACAUGGAGAAUUAUACAGUUUUUGGACAACAGUUUUGUCUUCAUUCUGCCCUUGUCACUGAUUCAUACAUCUUAAAAAAUAAACUAAUAAGACAUGGAGAUUUAUACUGUUUUAGAACAUCAAAUAUAUUUGUUUUGCCCUUUAGACACUGAUUCAGAGACAUAUAUAA
Eruca vesicaria subsp. sativa (arugula) is the source of this 1574-nucleotide messenger RNA. The record is from the annotation of a GenBank genome assembly. NCBI's taxonomy places the organism in Eukaryota, Viridiplantae, Streptophyta, Magnoliopsida, Brassicales, Brassicaceae.